This is a messenger RNA of Rosa rugosa (rugosa rose), 4269 nucleotides long. RefSeq names its product disease resistance protein RUN1-like. Gene Ontology annotation, molecular function: ADP binding; protein binding. Gene Ontology annotation, biological process: defense response; signal transduction. The transcript is spliced from 9 exons. Lineage: Eukaryota; Viridiplantae; Streptophyta; Magnoliopsida; Rosales; Rosaceae. The record is from RefSeq and is a predicted model, not a curated record. The coding region runs from base 20 to 3265 and encodes 1081 amino acids.
AAGCACAGCAAAGCAAAACAUGGCGAAUCAAGCAGCCAAUUCUUCUUCUUCUACUGAUCAUUACGCAUACGAGGUGUUCCUGAGUUUUAGAGGCCAGGAUACACGCUCUAAUUUCACCAGUCAUUUACACAACGCUUUGCAUCAGAAGGGUAUCAAGACCUUCAUAGAUGAUGAACUUCCUAGAGGAGAAGAAAUAUCACAAGAGCUUCUCAAAGCAAUUGAGGACUCCAAGAUCUCAAUCAUCGUCUUCUCUCAAAACUACGCUUCCUCAAGGUGGUGUUUGGAUGAGCUCGUCAAGAUCCUUCAAUGCAGAAAAUCAAACCGACAAACGGUUAGACCCGUUUUCUACAAGGUGGAUCCCUCGGAUGUGCGACACCAAACAGGUGCUUUUGGUGCGGGAUUUGCUAAACUUGAUCAAUGCAAAUACAGGGAUAGCCUGAGCAAAUGGAAGGCAGCUCUUUCAAAAGCAGCAAGUUUGUCUGGAUGGACUUUCUCGCAUGGCAAGAAUGAGUCAAAGUUUAUCAACGAGAUUGUUAAUGAGCUGUCAGACCAAGUAUUGAACUGUUCAUAUGAUCUGGAUGUGGCUAAAAAUCCAGUUCGAAUAGAGUCUUGUGUUCAAGAUAUGGAGAAGCUUUUAAAUGUCGAUGAUAAAAAUAUUGUUCGCAUGGUCGGGAUAUGGGGGACUGGUGGAAUAGGUAAGACAACAAUUGCUAAGGCGGUCUAUAAUCUAAUUUCCCAUAAGUUCGAAAGUAGAUGUUUCUUGGCAAAUGUCAGAUCAAAAUCAGCGAACCAAGAAGGCUUGGCCCAAUUGCAAGAGACUCUUCUGCAAGAUCUUCUAAGGGAAAAAAACUUGAAGGUGAAUGAUGUAUCCAAUGGAGUAAAUGUGAUAAAAAGAAGGCUUGCCCAGAAAAAAGUUCUCUUGAUUCUUGAUGAUGUGAGUGAUUUGGAACAAUUAAACUACUUAGCUCGAGAGUCUAAUUGGUUUGGAUGGGGCAGCAGAAUUGUCAUAACAACAAGAGAUAAGCAUUUACUAAAUGCUCAUCAAGUUUGUUCAGUAUACGAGGUCAGGAUGUUAGAUGAUGAUGCUGCUUUGGAGUUGUUUAGUUUGAAUGCAUUCAAAAGAAAUCAACCUCCAAACAAUUACUUGAAACUUGCAAGACUUGCAAUAUUUUAUGCCCAAGGCCUUCCAUUAGCUUUGAUAGUUUUGGGCUCUCAUCUAAUUGAUAGAAGCAUAGAGCAGUGGGAAGUUGCAUUAGACAGUUCUAAAAGAGUUCCUCAUAAGAAGAUACAAGACAUUCUUAGAGUUAGUUUUGAUGCACUGGAAGAUCAUCUAAAAACUCUAUUUCUUGAUAUUGCUUGUUUCUUUAAUGGUAAUACGGUAAACCAUGUGAUACCCAUACUAGAAGCUUGUGAUCUCAACCCGGUGAUUGGCAUUGAACUACUCAAAGAAAAGGCCCUAAUAACAAUGGAUGGAUGUAAGAUUUGGAUGCAUGACCUGAUAGAAGAAAUGGGUAAAGAAAUAGUUCAUCAAGAAUCAUCCGAUCUACCUGGCGAACGUAGUAGAUUAUGGAUAGGUGAGGACGUGGACCUCGUUCUAACAAAUAACAUGGGAACAAAUAAAAUUAAAGGCAUCCAAGUAUGGUCGGCAACAGAUGAGAUAUGUUUAAAUGGCAAAAGCUUUUCAGAGAUGAAAAGUCUUAGAUAUUUUGUGAGCAGCUAUGAGGCAUCCUAUUCUGGAGAAAUUGAUUAUCUUUCCAAUGAGUUGAGGUGGCUUGAUUGGCCUCUAUGUCCAUUGCAGUCUUUUCCAUCCAAUUUUUAUCCAAAGAAACUUGUUGCGCUGAAUAUUCCUGAUAGUCGCAUCACACGAUUAUGGGAGGGAUUUAAGAAUUUGCAAAGUCUAACAUCAAUGGAUUUAAGUGCUUGUGAAUUCUUAACCGAACUCCCAGACUUCACAGGAAUCCUCAACUUAAAAGAGCUGCAUUUAGAUGGCUGUAAAAGGUUAGUUGAGGUUCAUCAUUCUGUCGGAUCGCUUAAUAAGCUUGUUACCUUGAAUCUUGACGACUGCUCUAAUCUUGUUAAGUUGCCCAGAGAAAUUAGCUUAACAUCUAUUGAAACUAUUUGUCUUCGCAAUUGCGAAAGACUCACAGAAUUUCCAAAAAUUAUUGGAAAGAUGGCUUCCUUAAGGUAUUUGGAUCUAUCAGGCAGUGGUGUUAAAGAAUUGGAUCCAUCAAUUGGAAAACUCAUUGGACUUAAAGAGUUAUAUUUAGAAAAAUGUGCAAAUCUAAGGACUCUGCCAUGCAGCAUUUAUGGUUUGCAAAAUGUAGAGAUACUUGAUCUCAGUGGAUGCUCAAAACUUGCCACAUUUCCAGCAAAAACCAACAUUUUCCAAGACAAUGGUGUCUCUUUAUCACUUCCCAAGUUAGAGGUUUUUCGAAUAGGUGGAUCCAGUUUAUUAGAUGUUGAUUUCCUCACAACUCUUGAUUGCUGGGAAACAUUAACUGAACUUGAUCUGUCAUAUAACUAUUUUAGUAAUCUUCCUUCAUGCAUUAGCAAAUUCGUGAAUUUGUGGAGGCUUGAGUUGGAUUGUUGUAGGUCACUCCGGGAAAUUCCAGAGCUUCCACCAAAUCUAGUUGAGAUAAACCUGAGUGAUUGCAUAUCACUGGAGAGAUAUGCAAAGUCGUCAAAGAUGUUGGAACAUAAAGAAACAGAGGGGAUUAGAAGGAUUAACUUGUGGAAUUGCCACCUGGGCUUGAGCAUGGAAAAGAUGAAACGUAUUUUACUGAAUAAUCAGGAGAAGUUCCCAUUUGGUGUUGUAUUUCCCGGAAGUGAGGUUCCAAACUGGUUUUCCAAAGUCGAACUGAAUGACACAGAUCAACUGUCUAUUAGAAUCCCUGAAAAUCUGAAAUGGGAGAACACAGGAUUGGCUAUUUGUGCUGUUUCUGAAGAAGGUGGGCUAAACUAUUUUGGUGCUGAUAUUUUCAUUGGUGAUAUACGCAUAGGUCGCUGUCGGCCCUGGACCUUUUCAAGACCAAGUUUGCGUUCAACAUCAGAUCAUGUCUGGGUGCAGUAUAUUCCAUUACCUGUUAAAAUGAAGGCAAAGAUGAAGCGAAAGUAUUGGUGGCAGCCUUAUGAGUGUCGCAUUCAAUUUGACCUUGCGCUUUUUAACUUUACAGUGAAAAGCUAUGGGGUUCACUUAGUCACUCCUGGCAAUGAGACUAGUAUGCUUUCAUGGCUGCAAAAGAGGUCUUAUUAUGAAACUUUAUGAGUGGAAGGCGCUUUCGCCAUCUCGGAAACGUUACCGCCCCAUCUAGGAACAACCAUCAGUGGUAUCCUCAUCGUUGACGUCCUGCACUGCUCCUAUUACUCCACUACUCCAACAUGAGCCAACUGAGUUGUAAAUCAUGGUUUUCUUUUUCUUGGAGCAGUAUAUAUUUCCAAUAAUGAUUAUCACCAUCAAGAGGAGGAGUAGGAGCAACCAAUAUUAGUAAUGAUUCCUUCAAAACGACACUGCACUGAGGAGCACCAUCGAUGGCUCAUGAAACGGAUCAUCUUCCCAUCCCCAUCAUCUUCCCAUCCUCAGAUAUGCGGUGGAAUCCACCGGCUCAAAUCUUCCAGACUUCUGCUUGGCAAGCAAAUGUUGACGCUCUUUCCAACUUACAGUCGACUCUUGCGAAUCGCCUACCUCACAAUCCACUCCAAAGCUCCAACAACAAUAAUGCAGUAUGCAUUUAGAAUGUUAUUUCAGAGACAGAGGUUUGAAGCCAAAACUUGACAAUCCAACUGCUCGAGCUUCAAAGUGCGAGAAGCUGAUCAAGAUUUCAACAGUUUUCAGCGAUCAAGUGGGGUGAUUGACAAGAGUUUUCUGAUAUUAUAAGCAAGUGACAUGUUGCGCUUUAGAGUCUGCUGCAAGAUCAGGCUCUCUCCAACAAGGUUUUCUAUUUAUCAGAACUGAUCAACUUAUAUUUUGCUUACUAGGAGAAUAUGGGUGGUAGUCAGCUAGCUAGGACAUGCAAAUUAAGUGGGGACUACAGAUUUUCCACUCAGAAAGGUUACAGACUCUAGCCAAGUUGGCUACAAGCUGAUUGCACACCCAACGGAAUAUGAGACAACCGCAAACAAGCUAGAAGAAAAGGAUCUGGCUACGAAGAGGACGAUUGGUUUGGGUAAAGAACGUGAUGGGCUAUACUAUUUGGUGGCACUAGCGACGGAGCAAACCAAACCUUCCAUUACCAGACCUUCCAGAUCAUCUUGCAACCUUGCCAUUUCCUC